Molecule: messenger RNA, 1039 nt
Organism: Cuscuta campestris
Lineage: Eukaryota; Viridiplantae; Streptophyta; Magnoliopsida; Solanales; Convolvulaceae
Source: the annotation of a GenBank genome assembly
GACAAAAUUAUAAAAUUUGAGAGUGGAAUACAAGCUUUUAUUAAUCUCUCAUUGUUUCUGGUAUUGUAGUAUGAGUAUACAUUCAUUCCUGCUUGUGAAGCUAGCUAGGAUCAUACAAUUCAAGCUUCAUUUAAAGGGUGAAGCGUUUAUUAUUUUUAUUUUUAAAUUUUGUUAUCAUCAGCAAUUGACAGGUUUUGGAACGAUGAAAAUUACAAAACAAUACCGGUGCUGUCACUCGGCAUACUGCAUAUGCACAAAAGGGCAUCUGAGUGAAGAAGUCAUAUUUCUAGUCUUUGAACAUAUGAACUGGAACCCAAAGAUGAUCGCGGAUCUAUCUUGUGCGUGCAAAUGGUUUGAUGACCUUGCCAAGAGAGUGCUCUGGAAAGAAUUCUGCAAGAAAAGGGCUCCCAAGAUGAUGCUUGACCUACAGUCUUGUGGCAGCCACAGUGUGGACGGGAACUGGAGGGCACUUGGGAAACUUCUCAUUUACUGUUCUGGCUGUACCAAGGGUGGUUUGUUCAACACCAUUCACAUUCCGGGACACUUUGUGUAUAGGACACGGUUCUCAAGGACAUCCGGGAAGAGCUUUCUGUUGCCACAAUGUAGGAGCGAUGUUUUGUACGUUUCUGAUCCAUGCGAACAUCUUGACCAAGGAGAAGAAGGGGACGUUGGGUUUUUCCGGGGGAUAUUUAAGUCAUUUGGGUCGUCAAAGGUUAAGAAGAUGCUGAUUAAGAGGGACGCUCAGCUGCAUCCGAGGGAGGUGUGCCCCUAUUGUAAAGCUAAGCUGUGGAGUAUGUUGCAGGCGAAUAUGAUACCUUCAAGUGCUAGUUGCAGGCUGGGAGCUUAUGAAGAUUCUAUUGAGUAUUUCGUUUGCCUUAACGGGCAUGUGAUUGGGAUUUGCACCCUCUUGCCCUUGUCUGAUACAGAAGAAGCAGAAGCGUCCGGAUCCGAGUGAGUCCAAUGAAGAAGAAUGGAUAUAUGUGUGUCUGUGCAAUGAUGCAUUUCUUCUUUGUAAGGAUCAUGAAGACUUUUCCCCAGG